This is a messenger RNA of Rangifer tarandus platyrhynchus (Svalbard reindeer), 336 nucleotides long. NCBI's taxonomy places the organism in Eukaryota, Metazoa, Chordata, Mammalia, Artiodactyla, Cervidae. The record is from the annotation of a GenBank genome assembly.
AUGGACUGUGUAGUCCCUGGGGUCACAAAGAGUUGGACACGACUAAGCGACGUUCACACACACGUGGUUAUUACUGACUGCGCUGGGUCUCUGUUGCUGCAUGGGCUUUCCUCUAGCUGUGGCAAGCAGGGGCUGCUCUCCAGUCACAGUGCAUGGGCUUCUCAUCGUGGGGGCGUCUCCUGUUGUGGGGCGAGGGCUCAAGGCUGCACAAGGCCCAGUAAUUGCGGCUCCUGGGCUCUAGAGCUCAGCUCAGUAGUUGUGCAGCAUAGGCUUAACUGCUCCAAGGCAUGUGAGAUCUUCCUGGACCAGGGAUCAAACCUGCGUCUCCCGCACUGA